Messenger RNA from Plasmodium gaboni, 3198 nucleotides. Its product is annotated as putative SET domain protein. The record is from RefSeq and is a predicted model, not a curated record. The transcript has a single exon. Gene Ontology annotation, molecular function: protein binding. NCBI's taxonomy places the organism in Eukaryota, Apicomplexa, Aconoidasida, Haemosporida, Plasmodiidae. The coding region runs from base 1 to 3198 and encodes 1065 amino acids.
AUGUCUAAAAUAAGAAAAAAAUUACUAGAAAAUAAAAAAGAAAUUGGAUUUUGUUCUUGUGUAAUCAAAGUAAAAGAGAAGAAAGGGACUGAAGAAAAUAAAGAUGUUAAUGGUGAUAAUGCCAAAGUAUGGCUAGAACAUUUCAAUGAUAUUAUAUCAGAAGAUAUAAAAAAUAUGAUAAAUAAUAAAAAUAGAUUAAAAUUACAUAAAUCUUUAAAUUUAAUAAAUAAUUUACAAUUAUAUAAUAAUUCAGUGGGUUGUAAAAAUAUGAAUGUCUUGUUGAAUAAUCCUUUUGGUUUCGAUUUGAAUAAAAUAGUUUAUGAACAAAUUAAAGAAAAUAAAAAUAAAAGUAAAAAUAAAAAUAAAAAUAAAAAUUAUAAUAAUUUCGAUAAUGAUAGGGUAAAUAUUUCUACAGAAUUAUCUAGGAAUAUUACAAAAGUAUCAUGUGAUGAUUAUAUAUGGAAUAAUAAAUUGAAAAGAUAUAUGAGUUUAAAAGAAUCAGAGAACCUUUAUCAGAAUAAUGAAACAAAUUUUAAAAGAAAUAAAACAUGUUUUGAUAUGUCCAAUUCGAACCAUCAUAAUAGAUCAAUGACAGAUAAUAUAAAAAUUUUAAAAUCAGAAAAUGUAUAUAUAAAUAACAAUUAUGAUAAUAAUAUAUAUAACAAUUCGUUAAGUUAUUUAAAUAUGCAUAAUAAUUUGAGUGUAUCAAACAAAAAAGAAGAAUCAACCAUUCUUUAUAAUAAUAAUAAUAAUGAAGAUUCAAAAAAAGAAACAUAUUUAAAAACAUCAAGUAAUAGAAACCAAAAUAUAACAUACGAUUCCAAUUGUAAGUAUCGACAACAUAAUAAUAAUAUAUAUAUAAAUGAAAAAGAAAAAAUAGAUAUAUUAAAAAAAGAAAUAAUUAUCCAAUCAUAUGACAUUAAAUAUAAAAUAAUGCAACAGAAUUAUAAUAACAUAAUAAUUAUACAAGACAAAAGUAAUAACAAAACUAAAAUUGUAGCAAAUAAAAAAGUGGAAGUAGGUCAAAUACUUUUUAUAGAACAUGAAUUAUUGGAAACAGCUAUUUUGUUCGAUGAUUUAUGGGAAACUUUUAAUAUGCUUAAUGAAGAUCAAAAGAAACAAAUUGAUUAUAUUAUUCACUUGAAAUAUUAUAAAAAUGAAUAUGACAAUAUUAUUAAUAUUAAUAAUAAAGAAACUGUUAUAAAAGAGGAUAAAUAUUUAGAAGAGAAGAAAAAUAUAACAUAUACAAAUUAUAAUAAUACAUAUAAUCAUAAUAAUAAUAAUAUAUAUAAAGAAUCAAUAAAUAAUUUUAAAAAUGAUACAUUUAUUGAUAAACUUAUCAAGUUUGAAAAAUUUACUGAUAUUUUAAAAAACUCAUUUAUUUCUUCAAGUAAUAAAAGUAAAAUAAAACUUUUUACACAUGCAUCAUUUUUGAACCAUAGUUGUUUUCCAAACGCUAGUUAUUGUUUUAUAGAUGAUAAACAUAUAUGCUUAUUAGCUAUGAGAACAAUAAAUAUGUAUGAUGAAAUUACAAUUUCUUUAAUAAAUGAAUUGUAUACAUCUAUUCAAUAUAGAAAUGAAAAAUUAAAUAAAAUGAAGAAUAUCACAUGUUCAUGUAAUAGAUGUUUACAAAUAAUAGAUGAAGAAAGAAAUAUACUCUGUGCAGUAUGCAAAUACUCUUAUGUCAGUAAAAAAAUAAAUCAAAAAUAUAUGUCCACAAUUAUCUAUCAACAAAACGAUUUUAAAGAAAAUGAUGACAAAAAUGAAAAUCACACGAAGAAUGAAUCAAAUAAUAAUAAUUUUUUAAAACAUAAUACAUUAAAUGGUAAUAAAAGAGAUGUUAUAAAUACACCUAAUUGUAAAAAUAGAGAAAUUUUCGAUGAAAAUAAUUUAUUUAAAUAUAAUAAUACAAAUUAUAAAGAAACACAAUUAAAUGAAUAUAAUCAUAUAAAUACACACAAAAUAGCAAAAAAUAAUAUUGAUUUUCACAAAAUUGAAGGGGAUAUAACAUACAUAGACUAUAUAAACAAUGAUGGAUCUAAAAGACACAAUACUGAUAAUAUAUAUGAGUCACAAAAUUUAUUAUUUGACAAGAAAUAUAAAAUAUAUGAAAAUAAAUUAGAUCAUGAAAAAAGACUUGAUGAAAUAUCCGUUGAACAUUACAUACCGCAUAGUAAUAAAAACAAUCAUAAUAUUUGUAAUAAUAAUACUUUUUUUUCAAGUAAUAAAAAUCCUUAUGGAUUUAAUAAGAACAAAAUUGACCUUAUCAUUAAGAAUAAUAUAAAAAAAAAAAGACCUUACGAAAAAGACAAAAUAGAAGAUCCCAAUAUGAUUAAUUCAGCAAAAGAUUUCUUAACAGCAACAAGUGUAUACAAUAAUAAAUAUAAUAAUAAUAAAUAUAAUUUAUAUAAUAAUAAUAUAGAUAUAGAACAAAACUUAUGUUCACCAAACAAUAAUAUAAAUUCAAACAUUAAAUAUAAUUCCCAUUUGUCUCUUAACAUAAAACUAAAAAAUAAUUUUCUUCAUAUUUUAAAUGUCAAAAAUGCAGAAGAUGAAAAAAUAGGUUACUGUAAAUUUGCUAAUAAUGAAGAAUGGAUAUGUGCUAUAUGUAAUAAUAGUAUAUCUAAAUAUGUUAUGCCUUUAAAAAGUGAAUAUUUUUUUAUUCUUCAAUAUAACAUUAUAAAAGAAAAAAUAAAUACUAACAAUUUUGAACUACCUUUACUUAUAAAUAAUAUAGAAGAAACCUUAUCAUAUAUAAUAAGCAUAUUAGGUGAGAAACAUUGGUUAUAUGCUUCAUUUAAUUAUAUUAUAGCAGAUAUUUGUUUUUCAUUAUAUACUACAAAUAUAUUAAAUAAAAAUUAUAUAUCGAUAUGUUUUAAUGCGUUCUAUAAUUUUUUCUACUUUAUUCAAAUUCAAUGCCCCCAGGCCAUUCAUACAGAUUUAGUACCCUUAGUUUUAAAGUUUUUUAUUAUUUGUAUAUAUACAGGGAAUUAUAAUACUAUCUAUAAUUUAGUUACAUCAGGAUUUUUAGAAUUAAUUAAACAAAAGUAUGGUUCCUGGGAUGUUUCUUAUAUUUGUCUGCAGCGAGCCUUCAAAAUAUGUUACGACCACAUGAAUAAUAGAAAACCUGUGGACAGGGCGACAAUAUUGACGUUAGCUGAUAUAGCUAAUAAUAACAUAUUAAAUAUGGUUCACUAA